GGGAGGCAGAAAAGGGAGAACACGCGUGUCGAGUGCAGUCUUGUCGCGCAUUCACCGCGCUCCACAGCUUCCUCCUGAAGUUCGUACCAGUGGUCAUGUUCGCGACAAUUUUGCCCGCGCUUUUAUAAAAUCAAAGUCGCGUUCCUAUCAACACACAGAAGCAGUCUGAAUGCGGAACAAAAUAAUCGGACGGAUGAACAGUGACAAUAUCUGGUGCAUCGACGACAUUUCACUUUGGAACACGUGAACGAUACAGAAAGAUCUUUCGUCUCUUCAGCACCCUCGCUGUCACGUUGUGCGUUACGGGCUCGUCUAUGGUGAACUAAUCGGCGAGCGUUCGAGCGUUGAUACCCACUCCUAGUACAGGAUAAGCUCGCACCAUGGAAGUAUUGAUGCACGAGGCGAGCAAUGGUCAGGGAAUGAACCCAGCUGGUUCGCCCAUUCACGUCGUGGAAAAGGAGCCGAUUAAACAUAAGCUGGAGAGCAAAGAAAUCAACAGCGAGACGGUCCGUUUCAUGAAAACCGACACGGUGGACACCAUCGACAUCAUGUUCGAAAACAUCACGUACACGGUGUCUCUUGGCUGCAGAAAAGGUCGGAAAGAGAUCCUGCACGGGAUAGGUGGAAGACUUCCAGCGAAGCAGUUGAUCGCGUUGAUGGGGCCAUCAGGCGCAGGAAAGUCGACCUUGUUGGACGUUCUGUCGGGAUACAGGAUAACCGGGGUGAAUGGUAACGUCUACAUCAAUGGACGACUUCGACAGAUGAAUUCUUUUCGAAAGUGCAGCGCGUACAUCACUCAGGAUGAUCGCCUCGAGCCUUUGUUGACGGUCAUCGAGAGCAUGAGAGUGGCCGCUGACCUCAAACUCCCAACGAAGAUUCCGCAAUACGAGAAGGAAACGAUAAUCGAGGAGAUCUUGACGACAUUGGGUUUGUACGAGCACAUGAAUACGCGAGCGGGAAGAUUAAGCGGAGGUCAGAAAAAGAGGCUGUCCAUUGCUUUGGAGUUGGUCAAUAAUCCGACCGUUAUGUUCCUCGACGAGCCAACGACAGGUCUGGACAGUUCGUCUUGCAUGCAAGUGGUAAAUCUGCUGAAGCUGCUUGCGCGACAAGGAAGGACGAUCGUUUGCACGAUUCAUCAGCCGAGCGCGUCUCUCUUCCAGCUUUUCGAUCUGGUAUACGUAUUGGCGAAAGGGGAGUGCUUGUACCACGGCACAACCAGCCAAUUGAUCCCUUACUUGAAGGACAUAAAAUUGCCGUGUCCCAUGUAUCACAAUCCAGCCGAUUAUGUUAUCGAGUUGGCGUGCGGCGAGUACGGAGAAGAUAAAGUAUCGUUGUUGAUAUCUGGCACGGAGAAAGGCAGGAGCUUGAAGUGGUUCGAAAAUCGGAAUGAUUUGUUGGACGGGAAAGCUUUGAGAGCAUUGCAUCCCCUCAAAAAGAACGUCGACGCGAACGGUAGCAGUAGCCUCCAAGCCACCUCGUUGAUGCAUCAAAUUCGAAUCUUGGUGGCGAGGGGUUUUCUGAUGUGUAAAAGAGAUACGACGUUAACGCAUUUGCGAAUUAUAGUGAAUGUGUCUGUCGGUUUCAUGCUUGGCUCGGUUUUCCUCGAAACUGGCAUGGAUGGCGCCAGAGUUUUAGAAAACUAUAAUCUACUCUUUUCUGUUCUUAUACAUCACAUGAUGACCACAAUGAUGCUUACUGUAGUUACUUUUCCGAUGCAAAUGAACAUCCUGCUGAAGGAGCAUUUCAACAGGUGGUACAGCUUGAAGGCAUUUUACACGGCCUUGACCGUGGUCGACUUGCCGAUUACGAUAUUCUGCUGUCUAACUUUCACCAUAAUAGUAUACUUGAUUACGUCCCAGCCGUUAGAGAUUUAUCGGUUUUUGAUGUUUUUCUUUAUUAGCCUGCUGGUAGCUUUCAUAAGUCAAGGUACCGGCCUUAUGAUCGGAGCAGUAUUCAACGUAAUCAACGGGACAUUCAUCGGACCAACGUUGUCGGUACCAUUGAUGAUGUUUGCUGGAUUCGGUGUAUCGUUGCGCGACAUACCGAGUUAUUUGAGAUGGGGGACGUACGUCAGUUUUCUACGAUACGGCUUGGAAGGAUAUAUUGGUUCCAUAUACGGGAUGGAUCGGCCGGUCUUACCGUGUAAACAGAAGAACAAUUUAUACUGCCAUUACAGAUACCCAGCGAAAUUUCUUUCCGACAUCGCGAUGGACGCCGAACAGUUUUGGAACGACGUUAUAGCGCUGGUUGCGAUACUCGUAUUGACACGAGUCGCGGCUUACCUAUUUCUUAAAUGGAAGAUCGCGUCUGUGCGAUAAAUUUAUUAGGAAGAUUCACAAAUCAAUGUCGAUGCAUUCCUCGCGAAACGUUUUCCGAGUAGCUUCGUUUUAUCGUGAUAUCGAUGAAUGACUGUUUCGGCAGUCGUUUAACGGGUAACACCGCUCUAGAGGUUGAAAAAAAGCCCUAACUUUGAUAAUUAAUUUUGAGAGUAUCGCAAAACGAAUAGGAUUUCUUUUUACGGGGUUUAUUUGACACACAUUGAAGUAGAAACAAAAAUUGUUGUUUUAUCAUUUUAGUACCAAAUAACCUUUCGCGACAAAGCGAGUCUCCAGAAUGACUUUUUUUUAAACGCCUUCACAGAAGGACGGUUUUUUCGUUGAGUAUAAAAUCUGGAACAAAUAACCAAAAACUUUUAUAAUCUAUAUACUGUUGGCUAUAGAAGUACGCAGGGUUCUUCUUUAAGAAUCAAAUAAUGUAGAAAUUGCGCAUUAACCCAUUUCUUGGUAAAAAAAAAAAAUAAAUAAUAAAUUGUUACGUACUUCUGUAAGUAAAAAACUGCUACGUACUUCUAUAGCCAACAGUACAUAUGUCGUAAAAUGUAUUGGUUUUCUGUUCCAAAUGUUAUACAGAGCGAGAAAACCGUUCUCCGAUGAAGGCGUUUUAAAAGAAAGACAAUUUUGGAGACUCCCUUCAGCGCGGCCAUUUUGUAUCGAAAUAAUAAGACAACAGUUUUUGUUUAUACUUCAAUAUGUGUUAAAUGAACCCUGUAAAAAGAAAUCCUAUUCCUUUUGCGAUACUCUCAAAAUUAAUUAUCAAACUUAGGCUUUUAUUUCAGCCUCUAGAGUGGUGUUACCCAUUAAUGUUGUGACGUGAGAAAAACAUUUACGAACAGACUAAUACUUCAUUAAACCUGUUAUGUUAAUGCAAUUGUAAUUAAGCGAUAUGAAUGUCACUUAGUAUAGUCAUAGAGCGUGGCAGAACUGAUAAAACCGAGUUUUUUCUAGGUGUGUAAAUAUAGACCAUUUUUUACAAAUUGUUCUUUAAAGAUUAGGAAAUAUUUUAUAUGCUAUAUGAACGUCAUUUUAUCCGAGCAUGUAUAUCUCGCGUAAAAGUUGGAGUAUCAAGGUGGCAUAACACCUUACAGAGAGGUAUUACUGUAUAUACUUGUUACGCAAUUUAAAUGCAAAUAUCAACUACCCGGUGCAAUGGAUUUCGAAGGUUGCACAUUCGGAAACACGUGGUACAAGUUCUGAAGUGAAUAGGAAUAGGAAGAAGAAUACUAAUUUCUUCGGAAGUUAAACGUGAUAUUCAAUAAUUACUUAACGAAAGUCAAUUAACAAAAUACGAAACGAUUGGUUUCCAAGUUGCACAUGUCUGUGCAUAUACUUUCGUAUGUAACUACAGGGUUUUAACAUUAUUUAAGACUCAUUUUCUUCGUAGCUUGUAAUUUACCGUUCUCCCAUUUCUUCCAUUCGUGCAUACCGCAUAUUUAAGGUAUUUUUAUACGAUUAUUUUGUUAACAUUUUUAUAUCGAUGGGACCAGAAAUAUAGUUCACCAGUUGAGACCGAA
Messenger RNA from Hylaeus volcanicus, 3850 nucleotides. RefSeq names its product ATP-binding cassette sub-family G member 4. The transcript has 13 exons. Gene Ontology annotation, molecular function: ATP binding; ABC-type transporter activity; ATP hydrolysis activity. Bases 381 to 2318 code for a protein of 645 amino acids. Lineage: Eukaryota; Metazoa; Arthropoda; Insecta; Hymenoptera; Colletidae. The record is from RefSeq and is a predicted model, not a curated record. Gene Ontology annotation, cellular component: plasma membrane.